UCGCUGGACGUCGCAGGGCUAGGAGGGACCAUCCAACCGGAACCGUUCUUGAUCACGAGCGCGCGCGCCCUCGCUUGCGUUCAGUCUCUCCUCGGCAUCGCCAUUACCCCUGCAGAGUGUGAUCGAGCUGCGUGUGCAUCAAAGUGUGAUCGCGCGGUGGUGGUGUUGACGGCGCUGACUACCAUUAAGACGCUUCGCCGAAUAGCUUCAACCACCAAACCAACAACCAGCAUAUGAUGGCAGCGACUACCACUACGGCGACGACGACGACGACGACGAUGGCGGCUCGUGUCGGCCAUUGUAGUAGAAGCCACCGAAGGCGGGGCAGCAGUGGCGCUGGCGGUGGUGUUAUGCUAAUCGCAUCAAUUUUGGUAUUAUCAGUCCAUUAUGGCCACGCACAGGAUUUUGGAUACGAUGGCGAUAAAGGACCCUCCCACUGGGGUGAACAGUACAAUUCCUGCACCGGCAAGCACCAGAGCCCUAUCAACAUCAACUCGCUCGACGUGAAGAAGGUCAAUCUGCCACCGCUAGUGUUUCAGGGCUUUGAUGUUUCACCCCGCGAAACGAACCUCACCAACAACGGUCAUACCGUGGUCGUCACGAUGGAGUCCGAGGUAACGCCGACCGUGUCUGGAGGGCCGCUUACGGGCGUUUACGAGUACUCGCAGCUUCACUUCCACUGGGGCGAUAACGAUACGUUCGGCAGCGAGGACAUGAUCGAUAACCAUCGCUUUCCCAUGGAGCUGCACGUGGUGUUCUUCAAGCAGGAGUACAAAAACGCACGCACCGCCCUGAACCAUCCCGAUGGGUUGACGGUGUUGGCGUUUUUCUUCGAGAUCGCGCCCGACGACAAUCCCAUGUAUCAGGAGUUUAUCGAGCUGCUCGGGAAUGUCACCGGUAGCCACCUUUCCGCCCGGUUCGAUACGCCGCCAUCGCUCAAGGACCUGAUUGCGGACGAUUUGCUGCAUUACUACACGUACGAUGGUUCGCUGACGACACCGCCCUGCAGCGAGGUGGUCACAUGGAUCGAUUUUAAGGAACCGAUCUUACUAUCGCACGCACAGGUACAAGCAUUCCGAGCGCUGGAAAAUGAGGAAGGACACCCACUGACACACAACUUCCGUCCGGUGCAACCGCUCGGCGAUCGGGUGGUGCUCUACAACACGGAUGAGAUUAUCAAGCAGGUCGAUCUGGAUGGUGAGCAGCCGGAGGAGCCGUCGGAAGCCGGCGUUGACACCAACCAGCUCGAUACGGGCCGGUCGGACGAAGCGCCAAAAGCACCCAGCGAUCCGAACGGCAGAAAGCAUCCGCGCAAUGCUGGCACACCAUCGAUCGCAACCCGGUGGUCGUCGGUGCUGGUUGUCGCGCUGCCGUUGCUAUGGACCGCUUUCCUUCGCUCGGAACGAUACUAAAGAACUAAAACCGAUCCUUUGCCGUUGUAAAUAUAGCGAAUAGAGUAGUAGGGAAGCACACGUUAGGGUUGUAAUAGAUAAUCCCGAGGGUGUUAGUUCCGACCGACACGCGUUACAUUGUUACCAGAGAGACAGAGAGAGCGAGAGAGAGAGAGCUACUAGUGAACCGUGAUACGAGCAGAUGCGAACAAGAGGAAGCGCUAAUUAAGCACAAUUUUAAUGCCACAAACAACACACAAACACAGAACAGAUACAGCUCGCAUGUAAGAUUUCUAGAAUAGAGCGCAUCGCUUAGGAAAAUUAUCAAAUAAACUAAUUAAAAAGUA
Molecule: messenger RNA, 1738 nt
Organism: Anopheles coluzzii
Lineage: Eukaryota; Metazoa; Arthropoda; Insecta; Diptera; Culicidae
Gene: CAH2
Product: carbonic anhydrase 7
Exons: 7
Coding region: 234-1412 (392 amino acids)
Cellular component (GO): cytoplasm
Molecular function (GO): carbonate dehydratase activity; zinc ion binding
Source: RefSeq, a predicted model, not a curated record